AUGAUCAUUGACCGAAAGCUUCUGUUCGCUGAUCAUGUUAAGUACGUUGUUGGGAAGGCUAUGCGAAUUUUCAACAAACUAUGCAUUUACACCCGACCAACCUGGGGAGCCCAUCCCGAUAACGUGCAAACCAUCUAUCGACAGGUCAUUGAGCCUACAAUUACAUACGCAGCAGGUAUCUGGGGUCAAGCGGCGAAAAAACGAUAUGUAAGGAAGCUCUUGGAGUCGGCCCAAAGGGGAUUUGCAAUAAAGGCAAUUAGGGCCUUUAGGACAGUCUCAACGGUGGCAGCGGUCGCUCUGGCUCAAUUUGUGCCCUUGGACCUCAGGGUCCUGGAGGUACAUGAAGUUGAGACAGUUCGACUGAAAGGGGCAACCAACUUAAUACCAAGGGAUAUACAAUAUGAGAGGCCCACACCUGUGCAUGAGUUAUUACAUCCGUCAAAAAGAAUAAGUAUUGAGUGUGCAGACCUGAAUUCGGAAAAUCUAGAACAGGAAACAGCGCCUAUUCGAAUCUAUACAGAUGGAAGCAAGCUCGAGAAUGGCGGUGUGGGAGCGGCUUUCGUCUGUUUCGAAGGUUCAAAAGUUAUAUACAAAAAGAGGCUGAAACUACAUACUAGCUGCUCUGUGUUCCAAGCGGAACUCUUGGCGAUUAAAGAGGCUUGCGAGUGGACUUUGGACCGGAGAUUGAAGCAAGGAGACGAAAGACCCCAAAGGGGCACAAGGAUGCACAUGGGCUGCAAGGAGGUUAUACAGAUCUUGAGUGACUCUCAGGCGGCACUGAGAGCACUCCAAAAGAGAUCUAACACCCACCCCAUUGUGGCAAAGACUCAUGACACAAUAUAUACAGCUGCUCAAGUGGAUCUUAAUUUCAUAUUCUCAUGGGUUAAGGGCCAUGCAGGCGACGCAGGUAACGAAAUUGCUGAUGAGACAGCCAAAGGCGCUGCCACACAACACAAAACCCCUGACUACGCGAAGUUCCCUAUGAGCUUUGUAAAAAGGACUAUGAGGGAAAAAACUUGGAGAACUUGGCAGACAAGAUAUGAAAGCGCGGAACAAGGAGCGCGCACAAAAGAAUUACUCCCAAAACUGACGGACAUUUGA
Molecule: messenger RNA, 1101 nt
Organism: Parnassius apollo (apollo)
Lineage: Eukaryota; Metazoa; Arthropoda; Insecta; Lepidoptera; Papilionidae
Source: the annotation of a GenBank genome assembly